Closterium sp. Yama58-4 is the source of this 4008-nucleotide messenger RNA. The record is from the annotation of a GenBank genome assembly. Lineage: Eukaryota; Viridiplantae; Streptophyta; Zygnematophyceae; Desmidiales; Closteriaceae.
AUGGCUCUCGCGACGACGUCCUUAGUGACCCGGACAGUCGCUCUUUCAGGACCUUCCUCCCUAGUUUCAGCAUCAUCACGCCUGACUCAGUCAAGCGCUUCAAACAUGUCUCGUGGAACCUGCAGAGAUCACCCCUCCAUUCAUAAACCAGCACCAGCACCGGCUGUUUUCCGCGGAUCGGUUUCAGCCACUCCCCUGACCGCCGUCUGCUUCCCCCGCUCUGCGUCUCUUGCUGCUUCCACCUCUGCCAAGGCUGCUGCCUCGCUUGUUGCCGAGCCUGCGCAGGAGCUUCGGGGUGCUGGGCCAGUUGUGGUGGUAGAUAAUUAUGACAGCUUUACCUACAACCUCUGCCAGUACCUGGGCGAUCUGGGUUGUGAGCACGUGGUGUACCGCAAUGAUGACAUCACCAUAGACGAGCUGCAGAAAAUGGAUCCCAGAGGCGUGCUCAUCUCUCCAGGCCCGGGCACGCCAGACGACUCGGGCAUAUCGCUGGACGUGGUGCGGCGCCUGGGGCCCACUGUGCCGCUCUUUGGCGUGUGCAUGGGGCUGCAGUGCAUGGGACAGGCAUAUGGGGGGCGCAUAGUGCGGGCGCCAGGGGGAGUAAUGCACGGCAAGACGUCGCCUGUGCUGCACUCCAUGGCAGACAGUGACUCAGGCCUGCUCGCCGGACUGCCAAGCCCCUUCACUGCAUGCCGGUACCACAGCCUGGUGAUAGACAAGGACACGUUUCCUGAGAAUGAGCUGGAGGUGACUGCAUGGACGGAGGAUGGGCUGGUCAUGGCUGUGCGGCACAAGAAGUACACCCACGUGGAGGGAGUGCAGUUCCACCCGGAGAGCAUCAUCACGAGCAAUGGCAAGGAAAUAGUGGCCAAUUUUCUCAAGACCAUGGAUCGCUACUGGGCACACGAUCUAUACAAGCGCAUCAGAUCCUAUCUCGUACUGACCGCCAUGGGCUUUUUCACGCUCCUCUUUGGGGAGGACGCCGAUGUGUUGGGAGCAGCCAUUACCCGCUGGACCAUCGAGGAUUUCGAGAACCGGUAUGAGCAGGGCCUACGUGGCAGCAUCGCAGUCACGGAUGAUUCUUCUUCCACGUCCGACGUGGCAGCAUCAACGACUGUGGACAGCGCCGUUCCGACAGCCCGAAACCCUCAAGGCUCCCGGCAGCAUGCAAUAACGCAGGGACAGCAGACUCAUCUGCUAUCCCACUCAUCCGCCGCAAGAGAAGCCUCGGCACGCAAGGCCCUGCCCAUGUAUCCGACGGUGGAGCUGAGGGAGCUGGCGGAGGCGGUGGGGCGGGACAUCAUGCGCGGCAAUCCCGAGGUGACGUGGAGCAGCGUGAAGGGGCUGGGCGGCGCCAAGCAGCUGCUCAAGGAGGCCGUGGUCAUGCCCAUCAAGUACCCGCAAUACUUCACGGGUCUGCUCGCCCCAUGGAAGGGCAUUCUGCUCUUCGGCCCUCCUGGAACCGGCAAGACAAUGCUGGCCAAGGCAGUGGCCACGGAGUGUCGCACCACAUUCUUCAACGUCUCUGCCUCCACGCUCGUCAGCAAGUGGCGCGGCGAUUCAGAGAAGCUGGUGCGAAUGCUGUUUGACGUAGCACGAGCCUUAGCCCCCUCCACCAUCUUCCUGGACGAGGUGGAUGCCCUCAUCAGCCACCGUGGGGGUGGCACGGGGGAGCACGAGGCCAGCAGACGGUUAAAGACGGAGCUGCUGGUUCAGAUGGACGGGCUGAGCAGCUCAUCGGAUCUGGUGUUUGUGCUGGCCGCCACCAACCUGCCCUGGGAGCUCGACACUGCCAUGCUUCGCCGCCUCGAGAAGAGGAUCCUGGUGCCUCUACCCGACUCGGACGCCCGCAGAGCCAUUCUCUCUGCACUGCUGCCCCGCCCAUCCAGGGCUGAGCACACAGGCACACAGGUGUGCGCACGCACACGUGUUCACAGUGGGGGGAUUGGUGGUGCUGCAGAGGUGUGUGUGGAUGGUGCAGGGGCAAAAGAGGGUGGAGGAGAAACGGCUGGCCGUGGCAGUGUGGAGGGUAAGUGGAGAAGGGCUAACGGGGUGGUGGCGGUGCAAUCUAAUACCUUCUCUAAUAGCUUCUCUAAUAGCUUCUCUGAGAUGCCCAAUGGCUGUUCUGGAGUGCCUCAGAAUCUGAAGGGUGCUAACGCGGUGGUGACGGUGCAAGCCAAUGGCUGUGCAGAUAGCAGCUGGUGUGUGGUUGCGCAGAGCAAGGAAAUUGAGGAGGAAGGAAGUAAGGAGGACGACGGGGGGUGUGGCGGAGAGUGGAGAAGAGACGAGCAGAGAGUGAGGGAGCAUGAGCAACGGAGGGAGGAGGGGGAGGAGGGGGGGGAGGAAGCAAGGGACAAGGAGAGGGAGGUGGAAGAGGACAGGGUAUGGGAGAAAGUGUGGGAGGAGGAGAUUGAUUUAGAGGGCGUGGUGGCGGCUACGGAAGGGUAUUCAGGUGCUGACAUGCGGCUGCUGUGCAAAGAGGCUGCCAUGCGUCCCUUACGCCGCCUCAUGGCCCUCAUUGAUGGGAGGGAUAGAGGCAAUACGGGGGCGAGGGGAGAUAAGGGGGAUGCGGGAGAGAGGGGGGCUAUAGGGGAGAGGGGGGAGAUGGGAGAGAAGGUGGGUAUGGGGGGAAUGGAGGGGAAGGGGGGGAAAAUGGACGGGGUAAACAGAAGUGGGAAGGAGCUGGAGGGGACGGAGGGAGAAGGGGGCGAAUAUGAGCCUCAGCCUGAGCAUGUGCUUGGGCCAAUCACGCGGGAGGAUAUGCAGAUGGCGCUGCAAGUGACCAAGGCGCUCGGUAGGGUGCAUGCUGAUAGCGAGAACCUUGGCAACAAUACUUGGGUCAAAGCUGAGGAAUCUGGCCGAGCUGAUACAAACCGCAUUUCUCGCCGCAUGUGCCGUCCAAUACCCAUGGCUUCACCUGCUUGUCCAUCCCCUGCUUUUCACAUUUCCCGCGCCGCCGACCCCUCUCUCGCAUCGCGCUCGUCCUUCCGCUGCGCGCCGCCCACAUCAUUGCUCCCAGUUCCGCAGUCCGCGGAACCGAGAAUCCAACGGCUAUCGCUGUCCAUUCGAUGCGCAUCGGACGGCGAGGAUGGAGGCGGAGGAGGCGGGAGCAAGUCUCGACUGGGAAGCAUCAUCCGACGAAAGCACGCUACGGUGCAGGCGCGGCUGCAGCAGUUGGGGCAGGACGAGGUGAAUCGCCGUCUGGAGGGCGCAGUGCGUCUGCACCCGCCCGCGCAGCUCACCGACCUGCUGCUGCGCCGCGCAGAGGGCGCGGGGGGCGGGGAGGGCGAGUGGGGCGCGGAGGGGCCAGGGGGAGCGGGGGGACGCACGGCGCUGGUGGUGGAGGUGGCGCGCGCACGCCCCUCCGAGUCCCCUGAGAGCCUUGCCAGGCGCUGCCAGCAAUACGUCGCCCUUGGAGCGGACACGGUGAUGGUGUGCUGUGAUGAGGAGAUCUCCCCGGAUGGCCUUGCUGACGUCAGAGCUGUAUCCAGAGCACUUCCUGGAGUGCCAAUCAUUGUAAAAGACUGGAUGCUACAUCCCAUCCAGGUGGCAGAAGCAGCGGAGGCAGGAGCGGCAGCCUUUCAUGUAGUGCACGGGGUUUUGAAUAAAGCCACUGCUCCAAUGCUCGCCUUUGCCUUUGGACUGGGAAUUGACGUGGCAGUAGAGGUGGUGAAUCUGGAGGAAUUGAAGCGACUAGAGGCGCUCGCCAUUCCCCUAUACGGUCUCAACCUCUCCGUUGGGCUCGCGGUCUCAGCACCAGGGUUCAGACAGAGCGUUGCCAAGUCGCUGCUCUCCUCCAUGCCCUUCGGAGCUGCUGUGCCUCUCGUUGGCGCCUCAUCAGUGGAGGACGUUCGGAUGAUGAAGGCAGCAGGUGCAACGGCGAUUGUGCUCAAAAGGGAGGUGUUCAAAGGGAUGGAGGGCGGUAGCACGGGGUUGGGAGAGAGGGAGGAGAAGGCCUUGCAAGACCUGUUUGAGACUCUCAAUUACAUCUUGACUGGCGAUGACUAA